UUUCAGGUAGCUGUCCUGGUCGUGGCUUUGGGCGUGGCGGUCGCCUUCCCCUCGGAUCUGUACGCCCCUCAUCGCCCUUCGUACAAAGAUACACCCAAGCCAUAUAAUUAUGCCUAUGACGUCAACGACCACCACGCCGGCACCGACUUCGGCCACAGCGAAGACUCGGACGGCAGGACAGUCAAGGGAUCCUACAACGUGCAGCUUCCUGAUGGCCGCAAACAGACGGUGAAUUACAUGGCAGACCACUACAAUGGCUACCAGGCCGACGUCAACUACCACGGCGAGGCCCAGUUCCCCCGUCAGUAUGGUCCCGCCGCCACCUACAGGCCGCAGCCAUACCAUGCACUUCCUUCCUACAAACCCCGGCCUUCCUACCAUUAACUAGAAUCCCGAAGAAUUGUUAUACAUGUUACUAUGCACC
Molecule: messenger RNA, 424 nt
Organism: Penaeus vannamei (Pacific white shrimp)
Lineage: Eukaryota; Metazoa; Arthropoda; Malacostraca; Decapoda; Penaeidae
Product: cuticle protein 7-like
Cellular component (GO): extracellular matrix
Source: RefSeq, a predicted model, not a curated record